GCUGACAGGAGUCAGCUGCCUGCAAAUCUUUCACUGAGGACACGGCAUCCACAGGACCGGAAGUGAGUCACGCACACACCCGCUGCAGCGCUAACAACGAACGCUUCGAGGUGGUCAGCUCUUCUCUAUGUGAGUUUGAAUCUUGCUGAACACAGAUUUCAGCUGAACGUUUUCCUCCAGACUCACAAUGGGUUCAAUGUUUCGUGGAGAGGAAGUGUGUCUUGCACAACUCUUUCUACAAAAUGGCUCAGAGUAUCAGUGUGUAAGUGAACUGGGAGAGCUUGGACUGGUGGAAUUCAGAGAUCUCAAUCAGAAUGUUAAUUCCUUCCAGCGCCGAUUUGUGUCUGAGAUUAGACGUUGUGAAGAUAUGGAGAAAACCUUUGGGUACCUAGAACAGGAGUUGCAAAAAGCUGGAGUGGAGAUACCAGUCUCAAACAUUUCUCCACCAGCUCCUAUGCCCAAGGAUGCCCUAAGGAUUCAAGAGGAAUCUGAACAACUUGCAAAAGAGCUGGGAGCAGUAUCUGGAAGUCGACAAACUCUUAGACAAAACUUGAGAGAGCUUCGGGAAUAUGCCAAUAUCUUGAGAGAGAGCCAGAGAUUCACAGGGCCACUUCCUGAAUCAGAGGUCCCUUGGCUUGACAGGACUGAGAAUGACCCCUUGCUGGAUAAUGCAGUAAGUCAAAGACAGGAUCUUCGAAUCAGUUUUAUAGCAGGUGUUAUUCAUCCAUGGCGCAUGAACUCUUUUGAGCGUCUACUGUGGCGUGCUUGUCGUGGAUACUUGAUAGUCAACUUUGUGGAGAUGUCAGAGCCAAUGGAAGACUUGGUGACAGGUGAAAGUGUCACUCAAAUUAUCUUUCUCAUUUCCUAUUGGGGAGAAAGAAUUGGAGAGAAGAUCAAAAAGAUUGCUAACUGUUUUCACUGUCACAUGUAUCCAUACGCCGAAGAUGAAUCUUCUCGUCUGGAUACUCUUAGAGAGCUUCUGAUUAAGAUCCAAGACAUACAGAAGGUGCUGUCUCAAACAGAAGGUUACUUGUCUCAGGUGCUUGUUCGAACUGCUGAAGUGCUGCAUCCCUGGAAAAUUAAAGUGAGAAAGAUGAAACACAUUUAUCUCAUUCUAAAUCUAUGCAGUGUCCGUGAACGUUGUCUGAUUGGGGAAGUUUGGUGUCCUGUGGCUGACUUACCCAUUCUACAAGGGGCACUGGCUCGAGCAUCGGAGAGUAGUGGAGGGGGUGGUGAAUCAUUCUGUCAAAAGAUUCCAUGCUCUUUUAGCCCUCCUACCCUUAUCCGAACCAAUAAAUUCACAUCUGGCUUUCAGGAAAUUGUGGAUGCCUAUGGUGUGGCUGCUUACCAAGAAGUGAACCCAGCUGUCUACACAAUUAUAACAUUCCCAUUCCUUUUUGCUGUGAUGUUCGGGGAUGUUGGACAUGGUCUGCUCAUGUUUCUCUUUGCACUUUGGCUAGUUUUAAGUGAGGAUAAUCCCAAAUAUAAAUACUCCCAGGAUGAGAUUUUCAAUAUGUGUUUUGGAGGACGUUAUCUAAUUCUCCUAAUGGGCGCAUUCUCUAUUUAUACUGGAUUUGUGUAUAAUGAAUGUUUCAGUCAAGCCACUGUCAUCUUUCCCUCUGGUUGGAGUGUUGCUACCAUGGCAAAAGUAAAAAACUGGACAGUGGACUCACCUCCAGAACCUCUGGACCCCAACAUUACUGGUGUCUUUAUUGCUCCAUAUCCAUUUGGAAUUGACCCAAUUUGGAGUCUCUCUUCCAAUCGUCUCACCUUCCUGAACUCAUUUAAGAUGAAGAUGUCUAUAAUUUUGGGAGUCUGUCACAUGACAUUUGGUGUUUUUCUUGGCAUCUUUAACUACAUUCACUUCAGAAAGUCAUAUCGUAUCCUUCUUGUAUCUCUCCCGGAGCUCCUGUUUCUUCUCUGUCUCUUUGGGUAUCUGGUCUUUAUGGUGAUAUAUAAGUGGUUGGCCUGGCAUGCACAGGAUGCUAAUACUGCACCAAGUCUCCUUAUUCAUUUUAUUGACAUGUUCCUGUUUACCCAGAAUGAAGGGAACCAUAGUCUCUAUGAUGGUCAGAAUGUUGUGCAAAAGGUCCUGGUGGUUGUUGCUUUACUAUGUGUUCCAAUUCUGCUGCUUGGAGACCCAAUCUGUCUUUACAUUCAGCAUCGAAGGAAAAAUAAUGACCACCACCAACAUAUCCAGCACUCUCUGAACAAUGAGGAAAGAAGUCCACUGCUAGAAGACACCACAGAGCCUACAGAAAUCACAGAGCCUAUAGAAAACACUCAUAAAAAAGCUAAGGACCAGCACGGACAUAAAGAGUUUGAUGUUUCUGAUGUUUUCUUGCACCAGAUGAUUCACACUAUUGAGUUUUGCCUAGGCUGCAUCUCUAACACUGCAUCUUAUCUUCGAUUAUGGGCACUAAGCCUGGCACAUGCACAGUUGUCAGAGGUUUUGUGGCAGAUGGUGAUGAGACAGGGAUUCAUCGGGCUGUCCUUUGUAUGGGGUGUUGUUAUUGUUCCGGUUUUUGCGGCAUUUGCUGUGUUGACAGUAGCCAUUUUGCUUGUUAUGGAGGGGCUAUCUGCAUUUCUACACGCUCUCCGUCUACACUGGGUAGAAUUCCAGAACAAAUUUUACACCGGUGACGGAUACAAGUUCUCUCCUUUCUCUUUUGAGACUCUCUUUUAGUUUUGUAAAAAUAAAAAACCAUAUUAGAUGGAAGUUGAGCCAUUAUUAUAUAGAGAAAUGCUUGCAUCAAUAGAAUAGCCUUUUUUCAUUGCACAAACAAAUAAACUGCUUUUAAGCAUCAAUGUGUUUUUUUUCCAAAACAGUUUAAAGGCUAAUGUUUCUCAAUCUCCUUAAAAAAUAAAUAAAAAUAAAUAGCCCCCCCCCCCUGCCCUUUGCAGCUAUAACAGGCACAAGAUUUCUGGAAAGUGUUCCAUAAGAUUUUGGAGUGUGUCUGUGGGAAUUUGUUCCCAUUCAGCCAAUAGAACAUCUGUGAGGACAGGCACUGGUGUUGGGUGAGAAGCUCUGGCUUCCAAUUCAUGCCAAAGCUGUUCAGUACAGUGCAAGCCACUUAAGUUCCUCCACACCAAACCUAUCAAACAAUAUCUUCAUGGGUCUCACUUUGUGCAAUGAGGCAUAAUCGUGCUGGAACAGGAUGGGGCCUUCCUCAAAAUAUUGCCACAAAGUUGGAAGCAUCCAAUUGUCUAAACUGUUUUUCUAUCCUGUAGCAUUAAGAUGAUCCUUCACUUGAACUAAGGGGCCUAGCACAAACCUUGAAAAAACAGACCAAAACCAUUAUCUCCCCUACAUCAAAAAUUUUAGUAGGCACCAUACAUUCCAGCAGGUAGCAUUCUUCUGCUUUCCGUAACCCCUAGAUUUCUCAGUCAGGCUGCCAGAUAGUGAAACCUGAUUUAUCACUCCAGAGAAGACAUUUCAACUUUUCCAGUGGCAGUGUACUUUAAACAACUCCAGAUGGUGCUUGCCAUUGCACAUGUUGAUGUGAGGCUUGUGUACAGUUGUUUAGUCAUGGAAACCCAUUUUGUGAAGCCCCCGACGCAUAGUACUUGUGCUGAUGUUGCUACCAGGCAGUUUAGAACUCUGUAGUGAUGCAACAGAUAUUUAAUUUUUAAAAGAUAACUUUUAUUAUUUCAAUUUAUUUUACAAGAUAACUUUUUAUUGAGAGUUUUAAAGAAGAUAACAAUUAUCCAGGAUAAUAACAUGUUGCAACAGUGUAUAUAUAGAUUAUAAAUAUUACUAAUUUAUAGGAAAACACAAAAUGAUAGGUGAUUUUAACACACUAUGCGCUUCACCACUUGCAUGCCCCGCUCUCUGUGAGUUUGCGUGGUCUACCACUUCGUGUCUGGGCUGUUGCUGCUCUUAGAUGCUCUUCCACUUCACAAUAAUCUCACUUCAACUUGUAGCAAAGUUGGUAAUGUUUAAAGUUACUGAGCUGUUUAGUAUGACACACAGUGCUGUCAGUGAUUGUAUGUACUGGAUUGUAUGCACCUGCUAGCAAUGGGUGUGGCUAAAACACCUGAUUUUAAUAUUUAGCAGGGGUGUCCACAUAAUUUGUACAUUGUAGCAGAAAAAUAAAUUUGUGAUUUUGCAAUUAA
Messenger RNA from Bombina bombina (fire-bellied toad), 4116 nucleotides. It is a transcript of the gene TCIRG1, whose product is annotated as T cell immune regulator 1, ATPase H+ transporting V0 subunit a3. The record is from RefSeq and is a predicted model, not a curated record. The transcript has 20 exons. Gene Ontology annotation, cellular component: plasma membrane; vacuolar proton-transporting V-type ATPase complex; vacuolar proton-transporting V-type ATPase, V0 domain. NCBI's taxonomy places the organism in Eukaryota, Metazoa, Chordata, Amphibia, Anura, Bombinatoridae. Gene Ontology annotation, biological process: vacuolar acidification; proton transmembrane transport. Gene Ontology annotation, molecular function: ATPase binding; proton-transporting ATPase activity, rotational mechanism. The coding region runs from base 188 to 2686 and encodes 832 amino acids.